CAUUGUAAAGCAAUUAUACUCCAAUAAAGAUGUUUUAAAAAAUAAAUAAAUAAAAUAAUACUUUCACUGCAAUAAUUAAAGUGGCGUCCAAGGAGUAUAUAAAUGUAGAAAGGAUAGAAAAAUGAAAGAAAAAAUAGGUAGUUGCAUAUCUCAGUGGAUUUUUUUCUGCCCCUCUUUUCCAUGUAAUAAGCACUACUUCUAUCUGGAACUAAUGGUGAUAGUAAUAACCAGAAUGUAUGGAGCAUUUAUUAUAUGUCACAUACUGUUGUAUGUGCUUUGUGUGUAUUAACUCAUUUGAACUUCACAAUGACCUCAUGAUUAUAUCAGGACCGUUGAUAUUGAGAGCCCCCAAAACAUUAAAACAACUUGUUUUUCAUCUCAAAAAAAUAAAUAAAUUAAAAAAAUAAAUAAAGGGCUUCUCUUAGCUGUUUCUCUUUCGACUUGAGUCCCUGGUGGCCAUUUUGCUCUGCCAUGCUGUCCUUCAGCUGGGCAUUGUAGGACUAAUAUAAUUUCCUUAACAAAUGGGGAUGCCUUGGGGGAUCUUCUUUUAGGCUGCUACUUUCUUUCCUGACAUCUGUUGAGCACCUGCAAAUGCUAAAUAAUGUCCCAAUUGCUUCAUGUAGUCAUUGUGAUAUAAUUUAAAUCUCCAUCACAACCUUGGGAGCUUGGGAUGAAAUGGAAACUGAGAGAGGUGUCAUGGCUUGUCCAAGGUCACACAGCUAAUUUCCAGGAAAGCGAGGAUUCUUUCUGCCUUUAAACCUAAUCUGCUGGCUCAUACAACAGACUAUCCAUUUUAGUCAAGACCCUUUAGGCUGCAAGUGAUAGAAAUUCAUCUAAAACUUGCUUAUGCGAAAAGCGACAUUUGUUGACGUACCUACGGAGGUACGUCAGGGCUGGACUCAGGUAGCUUAGGUGGGGUUAUCAGAAAUGUGUUGCUUUCCAUUCAGCUCUUGUUUCCUAUCGUUGACUUAUUCUUUAUGCAGGCCUUCCCCAAGUGGUGGCAGAAAUGGCUGUAGUGUCUCCAGGCUUAUUUCUCACCCCAGUGGAGUAGUCCCGGUGGAAAGAGAGAACCUGUUUCCCAAGGGUUUCAACCAAAGUCCCAAGAAAGGCUCCUAUUGGCCCAGCUUGGGUCACAGGCUUAUCCGUGAGCCAAUCACAGUGCAGGAGGGUGUGCUGUUCUGAUUGGAUGGACGUGGGUCAUUUGGUCCUCUUGGAGUUGGGGACUGGGAUUGUGGGUUGCUGAAAGGACAAGAUGGUUCUUUAUUGGAAGAAAGAAUGCCAAAUAGGCAGAAACAAAAGUGUGAACCGCAUCCCUCUGGCCCUUGAAGCUCCGUCAUCCAUGGUGCUCCCUUGGUCUACUUGCCACCUGCUGAGCAACAUCUCUUGUCUGGCCUUGGUUUGACAAUAGCGUUCCCCCCUCCCAGGUUCUAACUGUCAGUUGUUCUCUCUCACCACCUGGGACAAGUGAGGCUUCCUGGCUAUCACUCUCUCUUGGCGGAGUCAGCUCUUGCCCAGACAUUGAACAGAUGCGGGGAGAUGUCAGGCCUCGACUUUUCAGUGCUGGAGCCCCUGUUCUUCAGCCCCAGGGUGGGGGUGAGGUGCUCCUGGGGAAGGUAAAGCUGGGAGAGCAGAGGAAUUGUGUGUGUGUGUGGGGGGGAGGUUGCAUGUCGAGAGAGCCUUACCCCGUAAUUGGCACCAGGAAACAAGGGCCCAACAGGCUGGGGACUCCCCCAAACUCUCUCUUUCAUCAUUAGUAAAUGAGCACUUUUCCAAGGAUGGUCUGAGACCUCCUUUGCCAAAGCAGCUGGCGAAUUCAGCUUCCCCCUGCUGUUUCUGAAUCUCGGGGGGCAGGGGCGGUGAAGAAUCAGAGAUUUUAACCAACUCCCCACCCAGGCAGUGCCGUCACACACUGCGGGUUGAGGUCCUCUGGUAGAUGACUGUCUUUGAAUUGGCCGAGUUUCCCCUGCCUUAGGUUUUUCUUGGAUUCUCCUUCCUCCUGAUGGAACUAUUCACCUCGUUUAUCCAAUUUGAGGGAUUGCCCUUGUUCAGAUCUGAACUGCUCCUUUCAGAGUAAGGAGGUAUCACUGUUGGGGCUUGGGAGUGAGUCUGAAGUGAGGAAUCCAUUUUAGAAGAGAUCAGCAUUAUUGUUUUCCAUCUAGUACUUUCUGAGUCUCAAGACAUCCAUUGGAAAUGACAUGAAAAGAGCGGAUAGCGCACAGUGAGUCUACAUUCUUAGUAAGAAACGCUGACGCCUAAAGCCAGUGGCACAUCAGGAUUGGUCACAAGAACUGGGAGUCACAGACGUGCUGGAGCCUUUGGCUUGGGAAAGCUCAGUGAUUAAUACGACACCACAUUUCAUUGGUUCAUAAGUUAAGACCCUAACACUUGGUUGAGUAAAAUAUUACAUUUACUUACUUCAAGCUUUCAAAAAUCUCUUUAGCCAAAGAACCCUUUCACAAAGGAAGUCUUACAGAGGAGCUCAAUCUAUUAAAUAGGUAAAAGCAAUUUUUUUUAAUUGGGGAGGGAGGGCCAUGUUAUGACUUUCGUGGGCCCCAGAUACUCUUGCCUUUGUGGGCUCCUUCCUUCAUAAAAAUAUUAAAAAUUACAUUUUAUGACUGCAUUGCUAUAAAGAUGAGUGUAUUAAUAUUAUCUGGUAAAUAUUUUCUCUGACCUAAAAAUUCAGUUUCUUUAUUUUGAUUUUAAAGAAAUUAAAGCACUUUUGUGGGCCCAAGCACUGUGACUCCUUUGCCUGGUGGGGAAGUCGGCCCUGACGAGACAGGUCCUGGCCUGACCACCUCCUGGUUGGCCCCUGAAGCAGGCUGGAGGAGAGGAACCCAGUUGGAGGACCAUGGCACAGACUCAUCACUUGUACCGGUAGACACCGGUCUACCUCACUGUGGAAGAACCAUAACAUAUCACAAUAAGGAUGGAAUGUCAAAGUCAUUCUCCUCCUUCCCCCCCCAAAAACCCAGGUCUUGUCCUUCAGUCUCUAAAGCAUCAUUCCUACGAAGAGAUCAUCUCCCCAGCCUCUGCUUGAACCCCUGUAGGGACAGGGAGCUCAUUACUGUGUUUGGGUUCUUUCUGGUCCAAUUCCAUAAGACUUCACGGUACCCAGCAAGCCCCUGGGUUGAUCACCAUUUAUCCCCUAAGCCAGUGGAUCCUGUAGUGCCCACGCCAUUGCUGAGGUGGGGUAGGAGUCUGGGGUUUGAGGUGCAGCUUUUGCCCCUCCACUGCUGUGUGAGCCGAGCAAGGACACUCUCCCUCAUUGAGCCUGAGAUGCCUCAUUUGGACGUGAUGGUCCUUGCACGUAUCGCUAUCGUGUGAUGCUAGAGGGAGACUAAGGCUCGUCCUGGGCAGGGAUUGCUUGCAGCCCAGGUUCUUCUGGGAUGUAGAGAGCUUGUUGGCUCUUGCUUGGAGUUCAAGGGCCAGAGACUCUGUAUGUCCCUGUCCCCCUGGUUCCAGGAGGGGCACUGUUAAACCACAGGAGAAAAUCUGCGGAGGAAGGGAAGGGUCGGGUGGUUCAGGAUGACCACUCCACUCCUGGUCCCCUAGUCGGCUGCUGAUUGAGGUUUUUCUCCUGAGGUUUCAGAACAUUUGGCCACCCCACAGUGCCUCAUGGUGCUGUGUGCUUGCCCGCUCUGGUUGGGGGAGAGGAGAAUGAGGACGGUGACGUGCUUUCCUCCCUGGGGCUUCCUGGCCCCAAAGCCUGGGCUUGCUCAGAAAUGAGCAGCAGUUCAGCACAGUGGGAAGGUUCCUUUUCUACCCCUCCUCAUCCAGCCUCUCCUAGUCGGUGGUGCUUGGAAGAGGGAUGCACCCCUUUCCCCGCCCCUGGUACUUAUGGCCCAGCCUAUCCUUAUGACCCUCCAUGCUGCCCCUUGUCCCUGCCACAUUAGACGGCUCUCCUGGACACACCCAUGGUUUCUCACCUCCGCGCCAGGGGCAUGCUGUCGCUGCUGCCAGGGCAGUUGGUGCGAUGGCUUCCCAGACCACAGAGAGAGAGUUGGUGCGAGGUGAGUCCCCGUCCUGGCCUCUAAGUGGGGGAGCAUGCUGCCCGGCCGGCUUCUAAUCCACGCCUGGUAUUUGCUCACCUGGCUCCUGCUCUGCACUUUGUAAUUAUUGAUUCCUGCCGCGUCCACUUACCGUGAGCCAGCUGGGAGGACUUGCCGUCGAGCUUGGAAGUUCCUGGAAACAGUGACUUAUUACUCGCCUAAUGAGCGUGUGUCUGCCAGCCAGGUGUGUCCAGGAGAAAGCAUGAGUGCGUGAGGUGCUGGACAGGACAUCUUCGUGGACACUGGAUGAAUUUUCCUUUCUCUCGAGUCUGGACCUUCAGGGCUGUUUCCUCUCUCGCCAUUACGUUUUUACUUAAAUAACUCAUCCGAUUAUGCGUCAAGGGAAAAGUCAGUUUCAUAGGGCUGUUCAUCUGAAAUCACUUUUCUCCAUCCGUCCGUCCGUCCCUCCCUCGCUCCCUCCCUCCCUCCUAUCCCAGCCACCAGGGAGCUCACGGUCCAGUGGGAGAGAUAGGAAGCCCGAUGCUGAGUGAAUUCCAAAUUAGUGCAGAACUUCCUGCUUUCUAAGCAGCAUCUUCUCCCAGAAUCUUUCUGUUUUGUUUAAAACAAAGUUUGUUUUACUUCAUUAUAAAAAGUAGCAAAUGUUCUUAGUUGAAAAAAUUGGAAAACACAGAAAAGUCUGAGGAAGAAAGAAAAUCACCUCUAGGUCCCUACCGGAUGCUUACACCUUUGACGUUUUGACCUUCUGUUUCUUUGUUUUCUUUUUUAACCAAUGGGUGCAAUAGAUACAAUUUCUCUCCUGCUUAGAAGGAAAAAGCUCAGCUUAUAAGAUUAGCCUUUCCCAGCUUUAUUGUAAAUCCUGCGGUUUUGGCUGUAGGGUGUUCCAUGAAGUGGCCGUAUCCUAGUUUACCCAGCAGUGCCCUGUUUGGGGGAUAUUUUGCUAUUUCCGGUCUUCCCCUAUUGUAAAUAAUGCUGUGAAGAAUAUCUUAUAAGUGAAUUGGUUUUCGUGUUUUGGAUUGUUUCCCAGACUUUGUCAUCUAGAAGGAGUCUUAGUGAUUGCCCAGACCACUUCUCCAUCUUUAGUGUGUGUGAGCAUCACCAGGGGGGCUUGUUCAAAUGCAGCUCCCUGGGCCUCACCCCCAGAGGUUCUGAUUCAGUGGGUGAGGGUGGUGCCCGAGAGUCUUGCGUCCUAACAAGCUUCCAGGUGGUGCUGAUGGUGCUUGGAUGUGGACCACACUCCAAGUAGCAUCAACCAGCCUCCCCUGGGUGGUGAGGGAAGUUGAGGCCUACGAGUUGGGAAGAGUGGGUGAUGGGUGACCAUUGCCUGGGCCCGGCCAGUUGGUGGUUUCCACGCUGGGUCACGGAUCCCCAUGCUUUGCUGCCCCUGCUGCCUGGGGAACCUGCAGGAGAACGCAGCAUUCAUCCACAUGAGGGGAUCUCCUCCAUCGAAGUGUUUCAGCCACUCAGGGCAGGCAGAUGCUGGGUGCGGAUGUGAGCUUAGUGUUGGGAUACAGGUGGGACCAGGGUAAGAACUAGUUUAGGAAAGAAACCGGCGGAGACUGUGGUGAUACAUUUUAAACGAGAGUGAGUGACAGCCCCUCUAGGAUGCGAGGGGUUAAACAGGCGGCUGGUACAGCCUCCCCGGAGCCAAAGGGGGAACUCAGGAGUAAGUCAUGACUGCCUAAUUAAUUCAAUUAAACUACUUCAUAAGCUCCACUGGUGUCAGUAAAUUAUUAAAGUCGAUUAAAAAAUCAGUGGGACGUGAUGAGGGUUUGGGGAUGCUGUAGCUUCCUUCCUGCUGUGGGUGCGGACGCCCUGUCUGGUACCCCUGCCAACCUACUGUGUGUGCUGAGGCCGGUCCCACCCCCCUGAGCUUUGGUUUCCUAUCUGCACAGUUGAGUGAUGGACUGGCUGUUGAACCCCCUGUCGGCACCAGAGUUAUGAGGAUUUUCCAGUCCCUUUGGUCAGAGGCAGCUGUUGCUACAGAUGCGCUGCCCCAUCUCUGCCCUUCCUUCUCAUCAGGCUCAUCUGGGCAGUUUCUAGGGGAGGCUGUGGGGACAGUGACCCAAAGGGGAGGUGCAGGCUCUGGAGAGAGAGUGAGAGAGUGGACUUCACCUAACCCCUAACCCUUGUGCCAGUCAGGGGCUGCUCGCAGGUUCUCAUUCAGCACCCCCUCCGCAGGCUCUUACAGGUGAGGAAAUGGAGGCUCACAGGACUCCGAGCGACCUACCCACGAGUACCUGGUGGAGUUGAGAUUUGAAUUCAGGGCUGCCGUGCCUCAAAGUCCCCGUGGCUGACUGCUUUCCUCUGCAGACGAAUUUAAAAUACAGCUGCAUCCCCUGGCCAAACCCUACAACGUGCAACAUUGCAUUCACGGGAAAGAAAACACCGAAAUGUUCUUUUUCUCUAGUUAGUAUCCAGAUGUGAGGAACCGAGGAGAGGGAGUGACAUCCCAGUCCCUAGAGGCUGACGGAGCCAGUGCAGCUGGAAGGAAAAGUACGGCAAGCAGGGAGCGCUUGAAGCGCAACCAGAAGAGCACCAAGGUGGAGGGGCCAGAGCCUGUGCCGGCCGAGGCCUCGCUGAGCGCCGAGCAGGGAACGAUGACGGAGGUGAAGGUCAAGACGGAGCUGCCCGAUGAUUACAUCCAGGAGGUGAUCUGGCAGGGCGAGGCCAAGGAGGAGAAGAAGGGGGUGAGCAAGGAUGGGACCGGCGACGUGCCUGCCGAGAUCUGCGUGGUGAUUGGCGGUGUCCGCAACCAGCAGACCCUGGGUUCCUACGAGUGUGGAAUCUGUGGCAAGAAGUAUAAAUAUUACAACUGUUUCCAGACCCACGUACGGGCACACCGAGACACAGAAGCCACCUCAGGGGAGGGAGCCUCCCAAGGCAACAACUUCAGGUACACGUGUGACAUCUGCGGGAAGAAGUACAAAUACUACAGCUGUUUCCAGGAGCACCGAGACCUGCACGCAGUGGAUGUGUUUAGUGUGGAAGGGGCCCCUGAGAAUCGGGCAGACCCCUUCGACCAAGGUGUCGUGGCCACUGACGAGGUGAAGGAGGAGCCCCCGGAACCAUUCCAGAAAAUCGGGCCAAUGAACAAUAUUACAUCAGAAAUUUUUAAGAAGAAAGAAGUUAGGCAGUGCCAAAAGAGAGAAACCGGCAAUUAUACCUGUGAAUUCUGCGGAAAGCAGUACAAGUACUACACGCCCUACCAGGAGCACGUGGCCUUACACGCCCCCAUCAGUACUGCCCCCGGGUGGGAGCCACCGGACGAUCCAGACACAGGGUCUGAGUGUUCGCAUCCAGAGGUCUCCCCGUCUCCACGCUUCGUGGCAGCGAAGACCCAGACGAACCAGUCGGGGAAAAAGGCUCCGGCCUCCGUGGUCCGAUGCGCUACCCUCUUACACCGCACCCCUCCAGCCACCCAAACCCCGACGUUCCGCACUCCAAAUUCGGGAUCUCCGGCAAGCAAGGCAACUGCAGCAGAAAGCGCUUUCAGUCGGAGGGUAGAAGGCAAAGCACAAAACCACUUUGAAGAGACGAAUAGCAGUUCCCAAAACUCCAGCGAAACUGCAAGUCCCCUGAUUUCCAAUCCUUUCCCUCUCCUACAGAAGCCCUACACGUGCGGCGCCUGUGGAAUCCAGUUCCAGUUCUACAACAACCUGCUGGAGCACAUGCAGUCCCACGCGGCAGACAACGAGAACAACAUCGCCUCCAACCAGUCCCGAUCGCCCCCUGCUGUCGUGGAGGAGAAGUGGAAGCCCCAGGCCCAGAGGAACAGUGCCAACAACACCACGACCAGUGGUUUAACACCUAACAGCAUGAUCCCCGAGAAGGAGCGGCAGAACAUCGCAGAGCGGCUGCUGCGGGUCAUGUGUGCCGACUUGGGCGCGCUGAGCGUGGUGAGCGGGAAGGAGUUCCUGAAGCUGGCCCAGACGCUGGUGGACAGCGGCGCCCGCUACGGGGCCUUCUCAGUCACCGAGAUCCUGGGCAACUUCAACACGCUGGCGCUGAAGCACCUGCCGCGCAUGUACAACCAGGUGAAGGUGAAGGUGACGUGCGCCUUGGGCAGCAACGCCUGCCUGGGCAUCGGCGUCACCUGUCACUCGCAGAGCGUCGGCCCUGACUCCUGCUACAUCCUCACGGCCUACCAGGCAGAGGGCAACCACAUCAAGAGCUACGUGCUGGGCGUGAAGGGCGCGGACAUUCGCGACAGCGGCGACCUGGUGCACCACUGGGUGCAGAACGUGCUGUCAGAGUUCGUGAUGUCGGAGAUCAGGACAGUGUACGUGACAGACUGCCGGGUGAGCGCAUCCGCCUUCUCCAAGGCCGGCAUGUGCCUUCGCUGCUCAGCCUGUGCCUUGAACUCGGUGGUGCAGAGUGUGCUGAGCAAGCGGACGCUGCAGGCCCGCAGCAUGCACGAGGUCAUCGAGCUGCUCAACGUGUGCGAGGACCUGGCGGGCUCUACCGGGCUCGCCAAGGAGACCUUCGGCUCGCUGGAGGAGACCUCGCCGCCGCCCUGCUGGAACUCGGUCACGGACUCGCUGCUGCUGGUGCACGAGCGCUACGAGCAGAUCUGCGAGUUCUACAGCCGGGCCAAGAAGAUGAACCUCAUCCAGAGCCUCAACAAGCACCUGCUCAGCAACCUGGCCGCCAUCCUGACGCCGGUGAAGCAGGCGGUCAUCGAGCUGAGCAACGAGAGCCAGCCCACCCUGCAGCUGGUGCUGCCCACCUACGUCAGGCUGGAGAAGCUGUUCACGGCCAAGGCCAACGACGCGGGCACCGUCAGCAAGCUCUGCCACCUCUUCCUGGAGGCGCUCAAGGAGAACUUCAAGGUGCACCCGGCGCACAAGGUGGCCAUGAUCCUGGACCCACAGCAGAAGCUGCGGCCCGUCCCGCCCUACCAGCACGAGGAGAUCAUCGGCAAGGUGUGUGAGCUCAUCAACGAGGUCAAGGAGUCCUGGACCGAGGAGGCCGACUUCGAGCCCGCCGCCAAGAAGCCCCGCUCCGCCCCCGGCGAGAACCCCGCCGCCCAGGAGGACGACCGGCUCGGGAAGAAGGAAGUGUACGAUUACCUGCAGGAACCCCUCUUCCAGGCCACCCCGGAUCUCUUCCAGUACUGGUCGUGCGUGACCCAAAAGCACACAAAACUCGCCAAGCUCGCCUUCUGGCUCCUCGCGGUGCCGGCCGUGGGGGCCAGGAGCGGGUGUGUAAAUAUGUGUGAACAAGCACUUCUCAUCAAAAGGAGGCGACUGCUCAGUCCAGAAGAUAUGAACAAACUCAUGUUUCUGAAAUCCAACAUGCUUUAAGACUUCCGGAUGAAAAGAAAGAACAAAGAAAAAAGAAGAGGACGUUAGGAAAAAAAAAAAAAACCACACAACACUGUCGCAAACAAAGAAAAAGGAAUUUAAGUUCUAAACACUGUGGACCUCAUUAUAAAUGCCCCCUGGAAACUUAAGUGCUUUUUUCAGUGUGUGUGUGCAUGUGUGUACGCAGUCACGCGUGCGCACUUUGGGCGUGGGCGGCUCUGCUCAUCCGUGUGGCCGCAGAACUGUCGCACACGCAUGCACACAUACACUCCCCUGGUGCAUGUACGCACGCCUGCUCGCGGGCGCGUGUGCAUUAAACUGGGCGUGUCAGGAAAGCUGAGUGUUUGGGAAAGAGGGAAGAUGUUUCACCUCCUUUUCUCAGUAAGGGGGCUUUAAAAGACUCCAUGUUCAGGUGCGCAGGUUGGUAGAAAACUGAUGUAAAACGUUCAGGCAGCUGAGAUCUGAAGUGACUUGACGCUCUCUGUCCUUCACUCUGUGGUCCCCCUUGCCCUCCGUCCCCGUCCCCAAGCCUUCCUGACCCUAUUGCACCCCACCCCUCCCCGGCUGCCCUGCCAUGGAUUCUCCAAACUGCAUCAGAUGGACAGCUUCUGCACUGGACUUUGUUCUCGUUCACCUUCAGGGCAUUGAGCUGCUGCCUUUGUGAUACCCUUGGGUGUCAUGGGGCAGCCGCCUUAGAAACACACCUAUCUAUCUCCCCAAAUCAGGAAAGGAGACUUUAAGAAUAUAAAGCUGACCUUUUGCUUUUUAAUAUAAGAUAGAAAAAAAAGACAUUUUUCAAAGAAGUAUAGAUACUGUCUCCACUCCUUAAUAUUUUUUUUCCUAACAUUUUAGCAGUUUUUACUUUUUUUUUUUUCAAAUUUGAUUUAGGCUCUGCUAGGAGGCACUGAAUGUCUGUAACUUAUAUUUUGGAGGGGGUUUUUUUGUUUGUUUUUUGAUUGCCCUUUUUGUUCCUCAAGUCACACUGUAAACUAGCUCAUCUCAGUGGUAUAUUCAGUAUCCUAAGGUUUUCAUUAGACUUCCCCGUACAGUCCAGUUUUCCUGUAUUCGAACAGCCAAGACCAUGAACUUGGUUGUGCUGUUUGGAGACCAGGAGUGAGGUUGGAGUCACAGGUUUCACAGACGUGGGGUUCGGUGGAAGCCAUAGGGAAGCAUGUGGCUUAGGAGUUCUCCUGAAUGUAAGCAGAAGACCGCCCUCCUGGCUCGCUGUGUCUGGUCCUGCGAAUGUCUGAUUUCUAUACCCAGAGUGCACUACACUACUCGCCACGUCACUGACCCUUCCAGCUCAGCAGGGACUCCUGAGUUGAUCCAUGUUCACGUCCAUCGCACCUCAGACCCACGGCCUCCUCUCCCCAGGGAUUCCGGCGGGUCCGCUGCCCACAGCCCUGGGGGGUCCCCACGCGAGCCUCAGCCCUCCUUCUAGGACAGUAGUUGAGCACGGUGCCUUGUGGGCCAAAUGAUGGAUGUUUUGAGGGUGAAAUGGCAUUAGGCCACAUUCAACUUGAUGCUGUGAAAGAGGUUUUCAGGCUUUGUUUCUCUGUGAGCAGUUUAGGUUCCACACACGGCCUAAAUGCCAACAGGGUGCCCCUUUCCCCUCUGAAGAGGUGGUUCCGUCAGGAUCAGUGCUCAGCCUCCCACCCCACCUCUCAGUGAACGAAGUGCUGGUGGUCCCAUAUCCCCCCGUGCCCACGGCUGUGGGAUAGAGACGGUUACACCAAGGCUGAGGAUGCCUGCCAUCGUGGGGGGCACAUUCUACCAUCUUGGGGGUUGACCAAGUCCACUCCAUCCCUUCCUAGUAACAAAACAUUGUUCAACUGUGAGAUACCUCGACUACAAAAAGCACUGUACGACGGCCCUCUCCCCCCGGUCCGUGGCAGUAAAGUUGGGGAAGUAAAGUUGAUUUGAAAACUCAAGGCUUAGGAUCAUGGACCGGAACACUGUCCCAAGUGUCAAGCCUGCUCACUUUGCCUCGUGAGAACUAACCCUCCCGAGUCUUGGACACACUGAAAGGCAUCAAAGUGGGCCGUUUCCCCAUUCACUCCAGCAAGCCAUGGUCUCAGGAACCACCACGCCAUUUCCUCUCCUGGAGAAGUUCUGGGUAUUAACUCCACGGCACUUCCAGUUGGGGUCACACCGUCAGAAGAGCCUCCGUCUGCACUGGACAGUCACCUCGUGUCGCUUCCUAGAGUAUAUGGGAGCAUCCGCAGACUUUUCGAUGAGACUUUUGGGGGCGUUCCAGAAGGUGGCUGCAGGGUUGCUGAUGGGUUACAGAUGCCUGCAGCAAAAGGCCUCCAACUUUGCUUUGCUGCUGGGGAAGGGUCCUCGACCUGGCACUCUGAACCACACGCGGAGGAUGGGAGCUACCCGUUCUGUGUGGUCAGUGGGAGCCAAGCCUUGGAGCCCAUCCUCCCUCUUAGAGCGGAGCUGUGCUGGUGUUGCCUCAUUACGGGGCCACUCGGUUAGUAAAUAGGCAUUUCACUUUCUUGCAGAGCCAUCAGGACCACGCCCUGGUAUCAGCGUUCUUCUCUUCAGAAAAAUUUAAGUCUUAACUAAAUUGCAGUUAUCUAGUCAUAUGUGUCACCUCCUGUCCUGUCCUCCUUUCCACCUCAGUUCAAUCCUUAGGGCUUGGCGUGCUCUGCAGAUGUGUUGUGAGUGCCACUAGGUCUCGGAAAGCUGUCUCCUGGGGCUGCCUCAUCCAGAUAUGGGAACAAGGUGGCAGGUAGUCAUUUCUCUCUUGCAGCCUCUGGUUCUUCAGAAACUCGUUGCCAACAGGAAAGGCUGUACCAAGGUGCCCCCUCCGUGUGCUUACUCGUGCAGAGCCCGCUGCAGUGAACAGCUUGAUAAAACCCAAAGAUCUCACAGGCCCAGCCACUGGCCCCACAUCUCCAGCAAUAUCCACCCUAUCCAAAUUCUAGCUUAGCCAAAGGAUUGAGGUCGGCGCUUCCAGUUCAUCUCCUGGCCCCUAGCCUGGCAUCGACCUUCGGAAAGUUUUUGUCUUCUGCCUCCCAGUUCUGUGACCACUAUGGGACUUUACAGCUCAAGGCGGUUGCCUGCUGACUUGGACACAACUUGCCUGAACCAUGUGAUUCCCAGGAUAGAAAUGGCCUUUGCGUUGACAUACACAGACCCCAGAGGGGAGGUGGAGAAAACACACCUCCACUCUGCAGGGUGUUCCCCCUCAUCUGAGGUCAGUUGGCUUCACCACCGAAGCCCAAGCCAAGGACCAUAGCCUCGUGGGUGGUCCCUCAGAUUUGAAGUAACUGGGGGGUCUCAGCUCCACCAAGAGCAGCGGUGCCGUCCCAGUCGCUGUGAGUGGAUGCUCUUGUGCCGACAUGGUUCUUUUUCCCCGUGCCCAGGUCCACCAGCCGGGCCUCCCUCCAGAUGGUAGUUAGAAACCAGGAAACGAAACAGAGGGGCCACUGGGCAAAGCUCCUUUCUGGCCACACUUCAUCUCGGGGUUCACGGCAUAGGAAGCCACCUACUGUGUCCACGGGCGAGGGCGCUUCGCCACCAACCUGCCUGACAGCCUCAUGCUUGGCGUUCGGGGUUUGGCUCUUGUCUGGGAAAAGGAUGUUGAGGUUUCCUGGUGAGGAGAGGACAGUCCGAUGACACAGUUGAGAAGUUCUGCGUCUCCAGAUGUCUGGGAAGGACUUUUUUUGACACCAGCUCUGUAGGCUGGCAAGCGUCUUCUCCUUCAGUUUGCUCCUUUCUCUCCUGCACUUUCGAGAAACACCAGAGAAAAACUCUGCAAGGCGUGUUUUCCACUGUGAAGCAGACCCCCUGCCUUUAGGGGUCCUCUAGGCUUGCGCCUGGACUUGGACUAGACUCCUUGGAAAGUGGGCACCUGAAGAGCUGUCAGGGAUGCAGCAUGCAUUCUUGGGGGCCACAGGUUCACAAGAAAGGUUUGGAAUGAACCUGGGAUGCGGAUGGAGAAGGGAGGUCCUGUGAGCCAUGGCCCAGAAGGGGACAGUACCUGGAUGUUGCCAUGACGAUGGAUGUGUUUGCAGAGACAGGAAGAGGAGGCACCCAAAGCACGGCCGGCGGUCUCCUCCUGCCCCCUGAGCCGGGCAAGUUCAUAGCUCUGCCCCUUGCCUUGGGCACAGCGACAGCGCCUCUGUCCCUGGGACGUACCUGAGGGAGGGCUUCUAGAAAGGCUGCUGGUUUAGAUGAAACCCAGAGGCCAAGUAAGGCUCAGGCUGUCCCCUGGAGACAGUGGGUGGAGGGCUCCUGUCUCGGCCCCCCUGUAUCCGGCCGGGCCAGUGGGAGAACUGGGAAGGGGCCUGCCCCCUCUUCACUGUGGCUAACGUUUGCUAGGCCAGUUAUGGUGAACCAAUGAUACAGUGUUUUCCCUUUUCUGUUUCCCACCGGGUUUCCCCUUUUCAGGGUUUUCUGGAGGAUUUUGUUGUUGUUGUAUUUCUUCCUCUGUCCUUUGCGUUUAAGGAUCGUGGUCCACGGAGCCCCGCCGUUCCCUGGAGGGGCCCUGUAGUUUCUGUGCGGAGAGGCACCUGCUCCUGCUUUGAUGAGGGUGAAGGGCAUCGGGUUGCUGUCUGUUAAUAUUCAUGCCCCUCCACCACCACGGGCGUUGCUUUAAAGGUUCAACUGCUGUACAGAGAAGGAUUUGCUGAGUUUGCAGCUGGGUGUCAGCAUAGGGGCCCUCCCCACCCAUGCGUCCCACUGGGUACCUUGACUCUUCGAACCAAAGUUCCUUUUAAAGGGGCACAGCCCAGCCUGGUCCGCAACCUCAGGGGCCUGGGAUCCCUGUGGCGCUUCCUGAAGUCCAGCUUGGCAAGAGACCGUGGGGUCUGAGGCCAGCUGGAAAGGGGGGCUCCUCCCACAACCCAGGUGCCAGCCGGUCCCUGCCUGGGACCCUUCCCUCCCACCCAGCCAGGGUGGCCGGGUCCCAAAGCGGUGAGCGAGCUCGUGGACUGGCACGGGGGCUGGAGACAGAGGGACCUGCGGGGCUGGGGGCUCCCAGACCCGCCGGGCAGUGCGUCCAGGGCCGUUCAGAUGCCGAGCAUCAGGAAAUCAUUUUGUACAACCACCUGAAGCAGAGAUAUUUUUUAAAAAGCAUAAAUUAUUUUCAGUUGUUUUCUGAUGAUCCUUCCUUUUUCUUUUCCCCGUAACUUUGCGUCGGUGAUUCUUUCACAUCAGGUAAAUCUUGAGAAAGCCUUGGUGCCCCUCCUUCCCAGGCCCCACUCGGUACCCAUGCGUGUGCACCCUCAUCCUUUCUCAGUAGUUAAGACGUUCUAGGCAAUACCACAGGCACAGCUGACUGUGUCUCUGUCUUCGAGUGCAAGAAACUCAAGUCAUCUUAAAAAAAUACAAAAAAAAAAAAUUUACAAAAAAACAAACACAAAAAAAAUAUCUUUUUUAGGCCAGAGUUUUCUACAGGUAUUAAUGAAUAUUUUUCUUAAUCCUUAUAAGUUUUAUGUGUUUAAUAUUUCUUAAUACCGGUAGCAUUAAUUUAUACUUUUGUAGCAACACAAUAUUUUUAUAAACAGCCAGUGCUUUGGCUCAAGUUUCCACAAGGGGUUUAUGCAGGGUUAUCUUGGGACCCUGUGUACCAUGUACUGUAUUUAAAAAAAAAGUUACCUAGUGUCACCCUUGCUGUGUUAAUUAACAAAAGACGUUGUUUGCGGUCUCCUGUGUCGUUGGUGUGGACCCAACAGUUCUCCAAGGAGUCACAUUGCAUGGGGGUUGAGUUGACAGUUCUUGUGAUAUGUGAACCCCCGAGACCAAACUUGAGGGUUUAUUUAGGCUUUUCUGUUUGUCCUUUGGAUUUUUGGUUUCAUUUCGUUUUGGUACCGUUUCUCCAUUUACGGCCAAAUCAGUUUUCUGGUGUUUAAAACUUUUACUGAUGUCAAAUGGAGGAAAGGAACAGGAAAAAAAAAAAAAAAGAUUUUUACAAAGUAAUAAAAUUUAAAACUGAGCUGUUUAAAUGUUGCUGUUUUUACCUGUCUGUUCUUGUCCAAAAGUGGGACAUUCCCAGGGAGAAGAGGAAGGUUCCACUUGGUUCUUUAAAUCGCCAAAAGCCCCCACCCAGAAAUCAGCACCCCCCUACCCCCCGAAUUCUUGCAACAUUAUUUCCUGGUUGGUUGAUGCCAAGGUAAAAAGACAUCCUUUUAAUGGUUAGAGAGGAUCAGUUGCUUAAAUGAUUUCAUGUCAGUGUUGUAUUUAUGGUUUUACAAUAAAACAACCUUUAGGAAGA
This is a messenger RNA of Aethalodelphis obliquidens (Pacific white-sided dolphin), 15539 nucleotides long. It is a transcript of the gene ZNF618, whose product is annotated as zinc finger protein 618. The transcript has 16 exons. NCBI's taxonomy places the organism in Eukaryota, Metazoa, Chordata, Mammalia, Artiodactyla, Delphinidae. Bases 6608 to 9313 code for a protein of 901 amino acids. The record is from RefSeq and is a predicted model, not a curated record.